This is a messenger RNA of Heterobilharzia americana, 5706 nucleotides long. The record is from the annotation of a GenBank genome assembly. Lineage: Eukaryota; Metazoa; Platyhelminthes; Trematoda; Strigeidida; Schistosomatidae.
AUGCCGUAUAGUAAAAAGGUUGUUGAUUUAUUUACAGACGGGUUCAUAAAUGAUGCAGAUUUUCAUCAUUUAGCUGCAAUUCUUUGUAGUGGCAUAUGUGUGGAAUUUCGAGAUUGCUACUUAACAUGGAGUGAAGCACUUGGCACAAAUGAAAGUGAUGCCUACUGGAAACCAUGUUUGUCUGAUUGGUUAGCUUCUGGUGCUUACAAUCCAUGGACACGACGUUUACGUGUUAGUUUACUGAGGUCUGAAAGAGUUAGCAGUAUUAGUAAGCAUAACAAACUAUCGAGUAAUUCACUUUCGUUUACUGAAAAUGAAUUAACAAUUAGAGAUGCCAUUAAAAUGGGUCUUUUGGAUCCUAAUGUUCCAGAAGUUGUUGUUCCUGAUGGAACUCAGCAAGGUGGCUACUAUACUGAUUCUUACAGACGUGUUAACCUCACUGAAGCUGUUCAAAUGGGUUUAAUUGACGAUGUAUCUGGUUGUUGGCUCGGAUCAGGUUCUUCUUCUGGUCAAUUCAAGAUUGGCAUAGAAGUGGCUCAGGCUGCAGGCCUGUUAACUAAAGCUCCCAGUCUGGCAGAACUUGUCUUAUCUGGUUUGAUUUCCGUCAGUACUCCAAAUAUGAGUGAAAAGCAUCCUAACAAUAGUAUAGGGAUCCUUGAUGCCCACAACGGUCAGUAUAUAUUGUUUACUGAGGCAGUGAAACGUGGAAUGGUUAUUGGAAAUCAACCGGCAAUGGUGCUUGUGCAAUCCCAUUCGAAUCAACCAUUGACCUUAAUUGAAGCGUUAAAUAUGAAUAUAAUGACAUCAUCCGGAUUUAUUGUUUUAGAAGACAAACCCCCUAUGAACUUGUGGGAUGCCGUUAAUAAUAAUUAUGUUAGGCUUAUCUAUACGAAAUCAUACCCACCUCCAGUAGGUGUGCUCAUUGGCUGGGAGUCAAAUCAAAAGUCGAAUCAAACAUACCAGCAACAUCCUAUAUUGCACGCUAUUCGCACAGGUUUAAUUGAUUCUUCAAAAGAAGAAAUUGUAUCGCCCAAUACAGAAGCACGGCAACAUGGUCAGAACUCUUUACAACGCCGUGUUGCUCUGAAAAAGUCAGCUAAGCAUUCGGCACUGUGUGACUUACAUUCGAUCCAGUUGUUAACUCAAGGAUGUGGAUUAUUCAAUAUAGAUGGUCGUGAGUUAAGUGGUUUGGAUGCACUCAGUUCAGGUUGGUUUAAACUACCUGAAAAUUCUCAUUAUGAUCCAAAUAUAUAUGGACAAAUAAUGGAUCCUGUUACUGGGACCUCUAUGCUGCUAUCAUCUAAAGUGAAAACAAUGAAGAAUGUUGAUAUCACACCAUCUGGUGCCCAUCUGAUGUUAGCCUUGUCCAUAAAUCGUCCUCCCUUGGGCUACUUGAUCGAUCAACGUUUCAUCACACAUUUAAGUUGGCUUGGACCGGGUUUACAUAGUGACAGUUCAUUAAACAAGGCAUCAAAUGACUCAUGGUUUACGCAUAUUUAUCGGUCUGAUGAUAUCUUAGCUGUUAUUGAUCCGAUUAGUAAACGCAAGGUUACACAAACAGAAGCAGUUCGGCGUGAUCUAUUAGAUAUGGAGACUGGCAUUUUUCGAGAUCCUGUACGCAAUCAGAUAUAUCCUAUUAGUGAAGCAAUAGAAAAAGGACAUAUUCUAGUGAAAGAAAAGCCUAUUGUGAAUGGAAGUGUAUCCAAACCUCAGUCGAAUAAUCCAGAAAUGAACGAAUCAUUUGAAAUUGUGUCUGUCAAAGAGACUUGUACUUAUAAAAUUUUAAAUGUACUCGAUCCACACACCAGCCUACGAAUCGAGCCCAAUGAAGCUGUAAAAAAAGGUCUCAUCAAUUUGGAAUCUUUCACGUAUAACGGCGUUAAUCCAAGUAUUUCAAUUGAAUCAGCACAACAACUUGGUUAUAUAUCAGUUCAUAAUACAGAUUAUGAAGUUUCCCAUGAUAGUAUUAAGAUAGACUGUACAGACAAGACACCACCGUAUAACUUAGUUAGUUUAUUUCAUGGUGGUCAAUUGGUGAAACAAUCUGGAUCAAAGUGUGUUAUCAAGCUAUCCGAAUAUGUGGAUUCUAUAUCUUUAAAUGAAGCUAUUACUUUGGGCUUAAUUGAUGUUGGUAAUUCCUUGGUUAAAGAAUUCGCAACAGAAAAGUGGUAUCCUUUGGAUAAAGCUAUUUUGCUCGGUCUAGUCAAUGAUCAUAAAGGUGUUUUAUUGCAUAGAAAUAAAUGGAUUCCUUUGAGUGAAGCUAUAACUCGUGGUUUAGUGACUGACAAGAAAUUGUCAUCAACAGGAAUGUUUACUUUUGAAAAAGCUCUUGCAAAUGGACUAAUUGACCCAGUGACGAAUACUUUUCAUCAAUCGAAUGACGUCAGUAUUUCUGGUCCAUCUAAUUCUAUCAGUGUUCAUGAUGCCAUUAAACAAGGAUUAUUAAGACCUCCAGCUGUUGAAACACUACAUGAAAGUAGUAAUGGAUUACCCAAUAAAGGGUAUACCCACAGUAUGGAUUCUUUAAUAGCAAUAAAGCGUCAAAGUUUAAAAGAUCCAACCAGUACAGUAUCACGUAACAAUACUCUGCCUCCAGUUACCUCAUCUGGUCAUGUAAUGAGUAAUGGAGAUGAUUUCAUUGCUACAGGUGGUCGUACUGAAUCUAAAAUAAUCAAAUUUUUAGAUUGUCAUGGCGUUGGAAGACUACGUGGUAAAUCAUCGCAUUGUAAUUUACGCCCAAAAUCGAAAGGUAAUGAUGAUAGUGAUAAUGGAGAUGAAUAUACUAUCCGCAAGAAGCCUAGAAUAAAAAGUUACGAAAUGCCUAAACUUAAAGAGCGUAACUGCGUUCUCUAUGCUUUCUAUUACCUACAUGACGAUGUGCGAGUUGAAGCCUCUAUUACAGAUACAAUGGUUCGUGAAGGACGUGUUGAUGUAUGCAAAAAGAUCAUUUGCGAUCCAACUAGCGGAAAAUUCUUCCCAAUCCCUGAAGCUCUAACAAAAGGUUUUGUUUUUGGAAUUGUUUUCACUCAAGCUGAACAACUUUUGGAAGAUGGUCGACAGACUUCUAAUCCACUAUACUGGUUAGAAGUAUUCCAUUAUCGUCAUGAUAUAUAUCGUUUAGAAAGAGUAUUCGAUCCGUAUUUAAAUAGUCUCGUCUCUGUAACAGAUGCAAUAGGAACUGGAAUUAUCGAUCCCAUCCAUUGCACAUAUACUCAUCCAGUUAAUGGAAAUUUAUAUUCAAUAGAAGAGGCACUUUAUCAAGGUUGGAUACAAGCGUUACCUGUCGGUAAUCCACCACCAUUCGACUUAAUUGGCGGUUCGUUUGACCAUGUUCAUGUACGUACAGUUGAAGAAAGUACCACCUUUACAACAUCUGUGCAUACAGUUCGUCGUGGCAGUAAAAUUCCUCCACAGAACUUAGCCAAAGAAACUUGUCCAACUGGUCAGAGGUCCACACUUUCUUCACCUCAAACAACAUUGAAUAUAAAACGUCAAAUGCCAUGUAAAACACCUCCAAGUUGUCGACCUAAUUAUCGUACACCGACGGACUCCACUAUGAGAUAUCAACUGAAAUCAGAUUAUCGGACUGAGUCAAUUGAAAAUAAUCAGCCUAAGCAAAAGAGAGAAUCUGGUCUUCUAUCAGACAUUCAUCCGAGUGAGCACUCUGCUCCUGUUAAAGAAGCCUUAGAUAAAGCUAGUCAGCAUUUGUUUUCUGGAAAGUCAUCAAGACUUCCAUUGAAAUCACCGGUGCAUCCUCUGCAACCGAUUAUCUUAGUGGAUAGCACCACUUUACCAGCAAUCAGUUUAUCCCUAGUAAGAUACCAGCAUCCAGACCCUACUCCGAAAAUUAUACCAAAAUCAUUUCAAAAUGCCCCACGUUAUCUACUCCUUGAAACUGCUAUACAACGAGGGUGGAUAGAUCCAUACCAUGGUUUAUUGAGAACUCAAUGCGGACGGACGAGCACUUUAAAUUUACUGGAAGCUGUAGAAGAAGCAUUGAUUGACCCAUCUCAGUUAUUAGUCUGCGUACAACACCAAACUGAAGAUGACUUACAUGAGCAUCCGUUAUAUGGUGACCAACCAAUUCCUGUAUAUUACAGUUUAGCCACAUUAUUAGAUGCAACCAAUCUGAUAAUUCAGACUGUGUCUUCAGAGUUGCGAGAAUCCAUGCCUCAUCCGUCAGGCCUCAUGUUGACUGAGGACAGAGUGAGUGAACGUGGUGACUUGAGUUUCCUGGGUGAUGGGACGUGUGUUGGUGGAGAGAAUGUGGAGUAUCCGGGUGUUAUGUCUUCGGAGUAUGGUUUAUCCGACGUAUCGGGUGUAUCCGGUGUGGGUGUGGAUGUUGUCGAUGGUGGCAUGGAGCGGUCAGUGAUGCUGAUGAGUGAUGGUGUUUUGUCGUUGAGUGGAGAUGGUGUUGUGAUGGGCGUGGAAUCGAGGCGUGCCUCUGAUUUGUUUUCGGAGAUGCCGGAGAGACGGGUUGUGGAGAGUGGUUUGGACUCUGAGAUGGUGUCGUCCGAUGGUGUGAGGUCUGUAGAAGUGUCUGACUUGCGUGACCAACGUGGACUGGAGUUGCGUGAGGCGAUUGAUGCGGGCCUUGUCGACACGAAGUCUGGACUAGUUCGAGAUCCAUCGAGUGGUGAGGUAUUGACGUUGGCUCAGGCUGUGGAGAGUGGACUGAUAUCGGGUGAGCGGUCGUUGGUUCGCGACCCGAGUUCUGGACGUCUGGAGAGUCUUGGUAGGAUGCUGUUGGCUGGUUUGUUGGCGCCUGCAGGUUUGAUUGGCCUUGCUGUUGAGUCGAUGUCGUCGAGAUCGAGAGAUGUAGUGUGUCCGUCGACAGAGUCGUUGGAGCCUGUCACUGAGGUUGGUGUGUGUAGGUUGUCAGAUGUGAGAGAUGUUGGUGAGUCUGUUGAUGCUGCGUCUAUGGAAGGUGGUGUGUCUGGUGUUGGUGUUGGCGUUUGUCCUGGAGUUGGUGAUGUUGUUGAUGUUGUGGCGGUGGCUCGAGGUGGUGUUUGUGCUGAUGCUGAUGCUGAUGCUGAUGCUGAUGUUGAUGCUGGAGCAGGUGUAUGUGUAUGUGUAGGUGUAGGUGUGGGAGUAGGUGCAGGUGCUGAUGCAGGUGUUGUUGGUGGUGUGAGUGACUUCACGACGUGUCAGCGAGAAUCCAUGCCUCAUCCGUCAGGCCUCAUGUUGGCUGAUGACAGACCUACGGGAUCGGAGACUACAAAACGUCUUAUUUCUCAACUAGUCGCUGCUCUUGACAAAGAGGCUUUAUGGAUGACAGAUUAUGAGUCACAAAUUUUACAAAUGGGACACUUAAAUUUGGAUGAUAAUCUAAAUCGUCACCUUCUGGAUGAUCAUCAAGAGAUUUUAGAUAAAAUUCGUAUCCAUCAGUCCACAAGUAGAUCUAUACUAUUUCAAGCUGAACAAGCUGUUGAAACACUACGCAAUACAAAUCAACCAGAGUAUAUUUGGAAGCCAUUACAACCAAAGUGUCAAGAGUUAAGAACACGACUAGAAGAUCUGCAAAGUGAAGCUGAAGGUCGAGUUCGAAUUUUACUCAAUAGUUUAGAUUCAUUAGAACAUCUCACUUACAAACUUCAAGGCCUUCGCAAUCUGUUGGAAAAUCUAGAAUCUGUUUUAGUUGUCAGUGCAUUACCUGCAGAAGAAACAACGGAAGAUAAUCAGUUUACAAACAAAUUGAAACACUGA